Aspergillus alliaceus is the source of this 614-nucleotide messenger RNA. RefSeq names its product RAMP4 family protein. The transcript has 3 exons. Lineage: Eukaryota; Fungi; Ascomycota; Eurotiomycetes; Eurotiales; Aspergillaceae. The record is from RefSeq and is a predicted model, not a curated record. The coding region runs from base 213 to 536 and encodes 107 amino acids. Gene Ontology annotation, cellular component: endoplasmic reticulum.
CUGCAUUUCUGAUACAUACUUAAAGCAACGUGGCCUCAAUCUCACCUAACAUACCCUUUAUUAGUUACACCACCUGAUAAGCUAAUCUUGAGUAUACGGUCAACACAACCCCAAAUGAUCAAGUGAAUUCAAACACAUACCACGUGCUCCGUUAUAAUAUCUGUUUCUCAGCCAUUCUUGUACCUCAAAGCUGUGUGAACCAGGAAAGCAAGAUGGCCCAGACGCCACAGCAACGGAAGGCAAAUGAAAAGUACGCGAAAAGCGAAGCUGCAAAGCGUGGCAAAGGAAAGACUAUAACGAAGCAGAAGCAAAACAUGAAGUCUCCGGUAUCUAUUGGGUGGGUUGGAGUCGUCAAUAGUUGUUCUUGCCUUUGCUGUCUGUGGCGGGCUUGCAUUCGAGGCUCUGAGAGUUGUUCCAGAGUUAUGGUCGGCUGCAGUCACGAUGUUCAACCGCAUGCUGGCAUAAAUUCUUGCCAAACAGUUGCUACAGAGAAGAAACAUGUAAUCGCAACUCGGGUACUGGGUUACUUGAUCUAGCACUUGUUUUGGUCUUCCGUCACUGCAUAUAUUGUACGUGAAUUGACUUCUCCCAUUGGAUCAAUUGUAUCAUAAUCA